Trypanosoma rangeli is the source of this 420-nucleotide messenger RNA. RefSeq lists its product as uncharacterized. The transcript has a single exon. The record is from RefSeq and is a predicted model, not a curated record. Bases 1 to 420 code for a protein of 139 amino acids. Lineage: Eukaryota; Euglenozoa; Kinetoplastea; Trypanosomatida; Trypanosomatidae.
AUGCUGCGCACGGUGCAAAAUUCCGCCCGGGAUUGUUUAUCCACGUCCAACGGCAACACCUUAAAAAACGAAGUAAUGAUAGCCGCGAAAAGGGCGCAGAGAAAUCCAUGCCAGAGGUUUCUAGGUCAGAUAGAUACGGCGCCCGCGCUUUCCCUAUACCUUUUGCCGCCGGGCGUAUACUCGACGUCCAUGCUGGCAGGUUUCACGACAAGGACAGCUCCAGGCACAAAAGCAAUGCCGAGGUUUCGCAGCAGCCUCAGUGAGGAUGCACCGGAGCACGUCGUGUUCUGUGCGGCUCUUGCGGCUCGGCGAGCCAAAUUCGGCUUGGGGAGAUUGGAGGUGCCUGAGCUUUACUUUGGUCAGCCAUUGGCUCGGUUCCUUUGUGGCCCGUUUGGUCCUCUAGCCCUGAUCUGCCCAUAG